AUGGCUACAGGUCACAAGAUUGUUAUUCUUAAAAAUGACACAACUCGUUUUACUGCAAAAUGCGAAGAAGAUGGUUGUGGUUGGAGGAUUCACUUUGAGCCUGUGAAUGGUGAUACUUCUCGGUUCGUGCUAAAAGAUUCUAAUGCUCACAGGUGUACAUUGUGGUACACUGUACUUGUUGUACUCUUAAAUUACAUGUUCUUGCUUGGUUUGUGUGAUGAUCCUAGCUUAAAACCCAAACAGAUCAUGUCACUUUUUAAGAAAACUUAUGGGUCCAAUAUUAAGUAUCACCAUGCCCGUAGAGGGAAAGAAGUUGUAUUUGAAGAACAGUAUGGCGAUGAAGAGAAGUCGUAUAGCAAUUUCACUUGGUAUGUCAAAGCAAUUGAAGAAACUAAUCCCGAUAGCUAUGUGAAGUUUGAAGUUGAGGAUGGAAUCAAUAGAUUGUUAUUCAUUUGUUUCGGUGCUUGCAAGCAUAGCUAUAGGUAUCUCAGGCCCAUGAUUUACUUGGACGCUCCUUCUUCACUGGUAGAUACAGGGGUGAUGCGAAUUCGAAGCCCGUUAUUGAUUUGUUUUACAAAGCUUCCUACUCCUACACACCAGCGAAUUUUGAAGAAGCUUUGCGUGGCAUGCAUGCAAUUUGAUCUGGACAUGUUGCUAACUAUAUCAGGACUAUUCCAAAGGAGAAAUUUGCAAAAUGCAGUUUUCCCUGUAUGUAGAUAUAAUGCUCACUCUUCAACUCUUGCCGAGUCCCUUAACAACUGGGUUCUUGAAUUCAAAAAGUUGCCUGCUUUUGCUCUUCUCGAUGCGAUACGUUUGAAGGUUAUGAAGAAGAUGUAUGAGAGAAGGAUAGAAGGUCUAGAUAUUUCAACACUAGGCUCACUCCUGAAUAUGAGGCUUUACUAA
This is a messenger RNA of Papaver somniferum (opium poppy), 903 nucleotides long. RefSeq lists its product as uncharacterized. The record is from RefSeq and is a predicted model, not a curated record. The transcript has 5 exons. Lineage: Eukaryota; Viridiplantae; Streptophyta; Magnoliopsida; Ranunculales; Papaveraceae. Bases 1 to 903 code for a protein of 300 amino acids.